CGACCGCUCGACGACACCCACACUUGGUUCCACCCGUCGGCAUGUCUCUCUUCCGAACCGCCCUUCCCCGCGCCAAGGCUGCGUUGAACUGCCGCAGCGUCCACAACUCCCGCGGCCUACUGUGGGAUGAGAUCCGCAACCACAAUCACCCUGGAGAUCACGCGAAUCCUAUCUUGUCGACACCGCAAACUGUCGCUGUGAUCGGCGCACCUAUGACUCAUGGACAACCGCUUCUCGGCACGGACUUUGGUCCGGAUUUGCUCCGCAACGGCGGCUUGCACAGCUUGAUCACGGAUUUGGGCUGGUGCUGCGAAGAAACUGGGAAUCUUAACUUCCGCGCGCCGUCGGCCGGGGACCCUCAAAUUGACCCCAAAUACGGUCGCGCCAAGCGCUCGUUCGCGGUCGGCAACGGUUUGAAGCAAAUCGCUGAUGCCGUCGAAAAGAAGGCUUCCGAGGGCAAAUUUUGCCUGGUGCUUGGUGGCGACCACACGAUCGGGACGGGCUCGUUGGCUGGUUUGCUCCGAGUGCACCCUGAUGCCGGCAUUAUCUGGGUCGAUGCGCAUGCUGACAUCAACACGCCGCAAACGACCGAGAGCGGUAACAUGCACGGGAUGCCAAUCUCGUUUCUCAUCCAAGGCCUUGUCGACCCGGCGCGCGUGCCUGGGUUUGAAUGGCUCGUGGAUGGCCCUAUCAUGAAGCCUGAGCAACUGGUAUACAUUGGGCUGCGCGACGUCGACAGCGGCGAACGACGCAUCAUUAAGGAGCUGGGUAUCAAAGCGUUUUGCAUGCAAGCCGUCGACAAGUACGGCAUUGGCAAGACGAUGGAAAUGGCCUUGGACCAUUUGUGCGGCAAGCAGUUGCGACCCCUCCACAUGAGCUACGAUAUCGAUGCCGUGGAUCCCGUCGAUGCCCCGUCCACAGGCACACGAGUGCGCGGAGGGCUCACGUGGCGUGAAGCGAACUACGUGGCGGAAGCAGCUGCGGAAUCCAACAUGCUUGUCGGUUUGGAUAUGGUGGAAGUGAACCCGUCGUUGGCGCCGGGCAAAGGCGCGGCGAUCACGGUCGACAUGGCGCUGCUGCUCAUCGGGUCGGCUCUGGGGAACCGCAUUCUUUAAGUCUGGAAUAGUAGACCUGUCACGCAUUGUAUAGAUUUUCGCUGUGUUGUAUCA
This is a messenger RNA of Aphanomyces invadans, 1169 nucleotides long. RefSeq names its product arginase. Gene Ontology annotation, cellular component: cytoplasm; nucleus; cytosol. Bases 42 to 1115 code for a protein of 357 amino acids. The transcript has 7 exons. Lineage: Eukaryota; Oomycota; Saprolegniomycetes; Saprolegniales; Verrucalvaceae. Gene Ontology annotation, molecular function: manganese ion binding; arginase activity. The record is from RefSeq and is a predicted model, not a curated record.